Molecule: messenger RNA, 428 nt
Organism: Drosophila melanogaster (fruit fly)
Lineage: Eukaryota; Metazoa; Arthropoda; Insecta; Diptera; Drosophilidae
Exons: 1
Coding region: 93-317 (74 amino acids)
Cellular component (GO): mitochondrial inner membrane; MICOS complex
Source: RefSeq, marked reviewed
UGUCGUAACAUCUGGCAGCAAACAAAAAAAAAAAAAACGAAAAAAUUAAUAACAAAUUAUCUAUUAGCAGCUGGCACUGGAGAUUACUAAAUAUGUCGACUACUCCAGAGGAUCGGCUGCGUGAGAACAUCAAUCGAUGCCUCUCGGAUUCCCUGGUGAAGGGAGUUGGUGGUCUGGUGAUCGGAUCCGUGGUCACCCUGCUCUUCUUCCGUAGGCGCAUAUGGCCCGUCUGGCUGGGCACUGGAUUCGGCGUGGGCGUGGCAUAUCGUGGCUGUGAAAAGGAGCUCAACGAUGUAAAGUUUGGCCAACGAAAGUGAUCUUAAGCAUUCGGACUUUGGAUUUUACUGAUGCUUACACGUCUUUGAUUACAUGGCUUGCGUUUAUUUGGAUUGUGCAACGAAUUGAGUAAAUAAACUCGAAGAAACAAU